AUGGCCAAACGAUCCGCUAAGCCCGGCCAUGAAUCCAAGGACAGAAGACAAACCGCGACAGAGACAUCGAUCCCCGACACGCAGCAACGUUUGCCAAAGACACUCGAGAGGCCCCGGUCUAUCUUCGCGACCCUGGGUGAUUCAAGAGUGCGCACAGCCCUGCAACUGGUGCUUCUCGCAGCACUGUAUGCCCCCGUGUCACAGCUGAACUUGUCCCCCGUCUACGGGGAGAUUCCUUCUCGGCACUAUCAUCCAUAUGGACUCACCGCGUCCUUCCUGGCUGCGUACUUGCUUCGGGGCCAUCUACCUCGGCGAGUCUCUCGUGUUAUCACCCCGUUUUGCUUCUGGGUGCCGACCAUACAGUUUCUCCUAUUCCGAUUCAGCUCCACGCUGGGAAACCCACUGGGCCCCGUGGUUACAGAGAGCCUGACUUGCUUCCCGGUGGUGACGAUGUCCAUCUACGUUGCCAUGCAAUCCUUCGACAGCGUGAUCGGCAGAUCCGACUCGAGUCUCGGUGAGGCGGCGCCGUCGAUGGGCUUGUUCGUGCUUUUCAGCAUCUUGCACCACGCUGGCAAGGGAUUCGUCUCGUCCGCCGUCGGACCUGGUUUCCUGAGGUCGCGUAUCGGGAUGCAUUUGAUCGUGGCGUCGUUGUACGGCAUGGUCUUGCCCAGCAGUGUCCUCUGGCCCUCGCUCCCAGCUGUGGCUUUCACCAUGGUAGCGAAUCCCCACUGUGGCCUUUCGCGGACGACCCAAGUGCUGAACAACACACUAGCACUGCAUCACUACACCCUUCUGGAGCGGAAGGAGUCCAUCACGGGAUACAUCUCCGUACUGGAGGACAACGAGAAGGGAUUCCGUGUGAUGCGAUGCGACCAUAGCCUGUUGGGCGGCGAAUGGCAGAUGCCGCCACCCAAGAAGGGCGGCGUCGACCGAAGAGUCGGCGAGCCCAUCUACUCCGUCUUUGUGAUGCUCGAGGCUGUCCGUCUCGCAGAGCCCGCGCCGAGGAGCCCUCGGAAGACCGCCUUGAACGUCGGGCUCGGGGUAGGGACGGCCCCGUCGGCAUUGAUCCAACAUGGCGUCGACACCACAGUCAUGGAGCUCGACCCGGUUGUGCACGAAUUCGCGCUCAAGUACUUCAACUUCCCCCACAACCACAGCCAUUACAUCGGCGAUGCCGUCCACGCCGUAACCACGGCGAACGCGUCCGAAGCAGAUUCCUACGACUACAUCAUCCACGACGUCUUCACGGGCGGCGCCGAGCCCGUGGAGCUCUUCACCCCCGAGUUCCUGGCCGGGCUGCACAUGUUGUUGAAGCCAGAUGGAGUCAUCGCCAUCAACUACGCAGGAGACCUGGCGAUGCCGGCGUCGUCCCUGAUCUACCGGACCGUCACAUCCGUGUUUCCCUCGUGCCGAGUCUUUAGGGAAGACGAGGCACCCGCGCCGGGGGUCAGGCCCGACGAUUUCACAAACAUGGUCUUCUUCUGUCGGAAGCAGGAUAUCCCCGUCAGGUUCCGUAAACCCGUGGCAGCGGACUUCCUGGGUAGUGGUGCGAGACGGGCGUUUCUGCUUCCCAAACACGAAAUCAUGCCCGAGGAGUUUGUCCGCGAGGGUGGAAUACUGAAGCAUGGACACACCAAGGAGCUAGAGAAGUGGCAGGCUCAGAGCGCGAUCGGGCAUUGGCGGGUCAUGCGGACAGUUCUCCCGGAUGCUGUCUGGGAGAACUGGUGA
Cladophialophora carrionii CBS 160.54 is the source of this 1728-nucleotide messenger RNA. RefSeq lists its product as uncharacterized. The record is from RefSeq and is a predicted model, not a curated record. Gene Ontology annotation, molecular function: thermospermine synthase activity. Lineage: Eukaryota; Fungi; Ascomycota; Eurotiomycetes; Chaetothyriales; Herpotrichiellaceae. Bases 1 to 1728 code for a protein of 575 amino acids. The transcript has a single exon. Gene Ontology annotation, biological process: polyamine biosynthetic process.